This is a messenger RNA of Dendrobium catenatum, 563 nucleotides long. RefSeq lists its product as uncharacterized. The transcript is spliced from 3 exons. The coding region runs from base 126 to 467 and encodes 113 amino acids. The record is from RefSeq and is a predicted model, not a curated record. Lineage: Eukaryota; Viridiplantae; Streptophyta; Magnoliopsida; Asparagales; Orchidaceae.
UGCGAAUCUGCGAUCGCCGGGAUGCCCUCGUCUUCUGCCUCAAACAAGUUUCGGCCUUUAAAUUCACAACAAUUGUGAUAAAAACGAUUUCCAUCGUUUCCAAUCAGCUCGCCAAGAGGAUCAAAAUGGCAUCUGCUUCCACGGCAGCGACUACUCAUAAGAUGCGAGGCCUCCUUCAGGUUUGUUGCAGAAAAAAAGAGAGGGAUCGAGACCACCAUCAUCACCCUUUUAAGGUGGUCGAGAUAACGCCGCCGCCUAGAAACCUCGGUGUCCGAUGCUUGCCCUCGAAUAUUCACUGUGGGGAAAGUCUGACCAUAGAAGGGCAAGCAUACACUGUUUCAGCUGUUAUCCAUCGGUACCAACUGCGCAAGGGAAAAUAUGAACCAAGAGAGAGAAGGAUAGAUGUUCAAUCAACUGGAAGAUAUAUUCUUAACUUGUACCUUGAAAAUCUUCUUGAACAAUCAUAAUCAUAUUCGAAAUUCGAAUCUUGCAUCCACUUUAUGUGAAUUAUUCUUCUUAUAUGCAAUAAUAUAGUCUAAAAGAAGAAAAAUGGCUAAGUUCUA